Molecule: messenger RNA, 2525 nt
Organism: Thelazia callipaeda (thelaziosis nematode)
Lineage: Eukaryota; Metazoa; Nematoda; Chromadorea; Rhabditida; Thelaziidae
Source: the annotation of a GenBank genome assembly
AUGGGAAACAAAUUAACAGUUGGAAUUCAAAACUGCAUUGAUGAUUUGGCUAAAGUAAUUGAGUCGACUGCAAGUGCUCUUUUAACCUCGACAUACUGUCGUUUAAUUGGCCAUAACGAUACAAAUUUCAAACAGUGCUUCGCUUACAGUCAGGAUAACCAUCAAUCAGCUCAAAUUCUUGAUGCCUGGGGCCGUCCACCAGCUGGCAUCUACUCAUCCGGCCCUUUAUUCUGGCUUGGAGCUUAUGAUCAGUGCCUUAGCUUGUCUAAGAGUAAAACUGUGAAUCAGUCAGUACAGUACUGCCGGGCAAAUGUUGAUGUCGAAGCAAAUAAAAUACAGCAGCAUAAAAUAACUCUUUUUUAUGGAAUGUGUUUACCAGCUACUUGUAAUGAGCAGUACAUUAAGGAAAUUUUUUUCAUCGCAUCUCGACUUUUACUCAAAACUUUCGACAUUUCAAUAUCGAACAGCACAACAGUGGAAUGUUUUCAGUCGAAAGUUGCAUUAUUUCAGAAAUUUGGCCACGCAGAGGGGACGAUUGUAUUAAUUGCUGCUUUAAUUUUAUUGGUACUUUGUGGUACUGUGUUCGAUUUUUAUCGCAAACCACGUAAUAGGAAGUAUUCAAUAAACAAAGUGCCAUCAAGCACGCUCAGUCACUUUACAACACGUUUAGCACCGAGUGUGCAUUCCAUGUUUUCUGAUACUUCUUCCAAAUUUAUGCCAUUCCUUCAAGAAGAUGCAAAGAGUUUCAUCUACACCGACGCUCCAUCACAAGCUCUUACCUACAAAAGUGCUUUAGCUGUACGAAAAACGCUGAAAAAGCCUAGUUGUCUCAUAAAUGCCAUACUUGCAUUCAGCGCAAGAUCAAGUUAUCACUAUUUAACUCGUUCAAGUAAUCGCCAUCUUAAAUCACUUCAUGGAAUUAGGGUUUUAAGCGCUUUUUGGGUAGUGCUUGGACACGCACACUUGCUUUCGUUAGAGUACAUUGGCAAUGUCCGGCAGCUAUGGACUUCACUUAAUGCCAGCAAGCAUUUAGCACAAAUCAUUCUUAACUCAUCGCUUUCGGUCGACUCAUUUCUACUUCUGUCUGGCACAAUCCUAUCAUACAAAGUCAACUUUCGUGCUGGUCAGCAAAAUAAUAGGAACAGAAAGUCGCCGUUUUCAGUUCAGAGUUGGCUAUUAGUUUGCUUACAUCGCUUUAUGCGGUUGCUUCCUGCCUACCUCAUUCUUUUCGUUGUUAUGCAUAAUUUGUUUCAAUACUUGGGAGAUGGCCCCAUGUGGUCACAACAGAAAGGAAUAUUUGGUGCUCGUUGUCACACAGAUGAUUUUUGGAGACAGUUACUAUUUGUGAGUAAUUAUUUCCCAAACGAAUGCAUGCCUUGGAUGUGGUAUCUUGCACUGGACACUCAGUUUUAUAUAGCUGCUCCAAUUAUCUUAUCGGUGUUAUACAGUGUACCAAUGAUUGCUAUUGUACUUAUCAUUCUCAUCAUAUCAAUAUCUAUUGUAUACCGAGUUGUGGUUAUUUUAUUUUUUAGAUUUCCUGCUACUCUUGCCUUAGCUUUACUUGAAAGUGAAGGUUUAGCUACCGAAUCACUGGAAAAGUUAUUUCUCUAUCUUUACGCUUCUCCACAGUCAAGAAUUGGUCCAUUUUUAAUUGGAAUUCUUCUUGGAUGGUUACUUUCAAAAAAACCAAUACGCACCUUUUCUACACCGCAUAUUGAUAUUAUGCGUUUUAGUUCCAUUGCAAUGAUUUCUUUCGCCAUAUUUGGAGCAGUUUAUGCUGAUAAAUUCAAUAUAUUUUCAGUUUUUUAUGCUGCUACAUUUAGGGUAAUUUGGGCAAUUGGUCUAUCUAUGCUUAUUUGGUUAUGUGAACGAGGUUACAUGAAUCCCAUACAGUCAUGCCUAGCUUGGAAUAAAUGGAUUAUUUUUUCAAGAUUAUCUUACGGAUUUUAUUUGUCGCAUGAGCCGAUUUUGCUAUAUUUUAUUUGGAGUCGCCGUUCCGCCAUGAUGCCCCUUUCUCCUUCAUACUUUGUCGUUUUCGCUCUUGAAAUUACACUAUUAUCAUUACUUGCUGCAUCUAUCAUAGCAUUUGUGAUCGAGAUUCCUCCUCUAAUAAUUGAGCGUAAACUGUUCAAAACUAUUCGUGCACGAGUUGGAUCCAAAAAAUCGUCCCAGGAUGAAAAAGUAGAUGGAGCCAAUCAUCAAGAUAUCGAAUCCAUCGUUCAUUUGAACAAUAAACGCCUAACAGAACUUGUACCAAUGUUGCCACCCAUGAGUCGUACAAGGCAAUGGGUUGAAGAAAAUAAUCGAGUUGAAUCGAAGAAUGAAUUCGAACCACCUUUUGAUGGCCUGGAUGCAAUCAAUAAAGAUCAUAAUUCCUUGAAAACAGAAGUUGCUAACACGAAGCUAAAUAAAGAUGAAGAGAUUACUACGGAUGAAAAUGUUUCCACGUGUAAAACAUCUUCAACUAUAUCUGCAAAACGAAAACAGAAAUUCCAAAGUAAUAAAUGUUAUCUUUAUUUCUAGAG